Messenger RNA from Trametes versicolor FP-101664 SS1, 1416 nucleotides. RefSeq names its product acid protease. Gene Ontology annotation, molecular function: aspartic-type endopeptidase activity. The record is from RefSeq and is a predicted model, not a curated record. Lineage: Eukaryota; Fungi; Basidiomycota; Agaricomycetes; Polyporales; Polyporaceae. The transcript is spliced from 9 exons. Gene Ontology annotation, biological process: proteolysis. The coding region runs from base 40 to 1209 and encodes 389 amino acids.
UCCAAAUCCGCCUCCCAGUCCACCCCAGCACCCUCUACCAUGAAGCUUCAUCAACUCGUUCGCCCCGAAAUCUACAAGAACGGAAAGCGGCCGGCUUUCUCUGCCGCCUACGCUCGUGCCGCUCGUCGUUACGGUUUCGAGACCGGACGCAACGCCGGCUUCGCGAAGCGUAACAAUGUUGUCGUGAAGGUCAAGAGCAAGCACGACCAGGACACCGACCACGAGGUCCCCGCCGAGUCCAUCCAGAACGGCCUCGAGUAUGUCGUGCCCGUCAAGAUUGGCACCCCGGGCGUCACGCUCAACCUCGACUUCGACACUGGUUCCUCUGACCUAUGGGUCUGGAGCUCCGAACUUUCGCGUGCCUCGUCGACCAAGGGCCACACCAUCUACAAUCCCUCCAAGUCCUCCACGGCCAAGAAGGCAUCUGGCACGUGGAAUAUCAGCUACGGCGAUGGCUCCUCAGCUUCUGGCAACGUGUACACGGACAAUGUGACCGUUGCGGACGUUACUAUCCCGGGCCAGGCCAUCGAGCUCGCCGAGAAGCUCAGUGCGAGUUUCCUCCAGGACGGAGGGAACGACGGACUGCUUGGUCUCGCUUGGCCGCAGAUCAACACCGUCUCGCCCAAGCCUGUACCCACCCCGGUGGAGAACAUGAUCACUAAGAAGCUGAUUAACCCCUCCGUGUUCACCGUCAAGCUUGGCCGCGGAGACGAGGCUGGAUUCUACUCCUUUGGAUUCAUUGACACCUCUGUGACGCCCAACCCGAUCACAUACACUCCCGUGGACAACUCUCAGGGAUUCUGGCAAGUCGCGUCCACUAGCUGGUCGCUGAACGGCGAGACGAAGGAGCGUUCGGGAAACACGACCAUCCUCGACACCGGCACCACCCUUCUCCUCGUUUCUGACGACGUCGUCGAUGCACUCUACGGCGGCAUCAAGGGUGCUGUUUUCGACAACCAGCAGGGUGGAUACAAGUUCCCCUCAGACGCCACUGUACCCGACGUUUCCUUUGCCGUCGGCGACACGCUCUACAAGGUGAACGCUAAGGACAUCGCCUUUGGUGACGCCGGCGACGGGUUCACCUUUGGCGGCAUCCAGAGCCGCGGCGACCUCGAUUUCGAUAUCUUCGGAGACGUGUUCCUCAAGUCUGUUUAUGUCGUCUUUAACCAGGGCGAGAAGACCGUCGGGCUAGCGCAGCGCGACGACUGAGCGGUACUCGAACCAAUCGGUGCCGUGUCGAUGUCAUUUGAGAGGUUGCUGUAGGAUGAUGGAACAUUGAUGUGUUGGCUUUGAAACUUGAUGUCAUAAGGACACGAACUUUCUGCUGUUGUUGUGGUGGACGUUUUGUUUGCGGACUGAUAGCUCGGAUGGCCUCGGAAUGUCUGUAACAGUGUACUUGAAUCUGCAUAUACGCAA